Messenger RNA from Williopsis jadinii, 949 nucleotides. RefSeq lists its product as uncharacterized. The record is from RefSeq and is a predicted model, not a curated record. Bases 200 to 754 code for a protein of 184 amino acids. NCBI's taxonomy places the organism in Eukaryota, Fungi, Ascomycota, Saccharomycetes, Phaffomycetales, Wickerhamomycetaceae. The transcript has a single exon.
AUCCAAGAUUGUGAAUGAUCAUAUCAAGUCGCUGCAAGGGUGUUGUUCGCUGUGUGGGGUUGUGAAUGCGCUGUAUACGCCACCAUGGGCCAUUAUUGAUAAGCCAUACGAUGUGUAAGUGUGAUUUGUGUAUCCUCUCGAACAUAUAAACUAACACUGUAAUACACACAGUUAUACCUCUAACGAAGCUUCUCAGUCCAUGUUUGAGAGUGUUUUGAACCGCUCGGAUGUCUCUGGAGGAAUCGCCCAUGCUGCACUGCUUGCGAAGCUGAAGGAUGAUAUAUACCUUUUAUUCUACACAGAGUUUGAUCAAGAUCAACAGCCCAGGGUACGAUGUCUCCUCUUGGAUUUAUCGCGGCUCAAGAUUGAUGAGGUUCUAAAGAGGAGAAAUGACGUGGAGGGCACCUGCUUUAUAGACGAACCGACAAAGGAGGAUCUCAUGGAUUCCCUGCUUCAACAGAGGCUGGAUAAUUUUAACAGCUUGAGUGCUAGAAGACAGGUUCAAUUGACAGUGGAAAAACAGCAGAUGAAGCUCCAAGCAAUACGGCACAAAUUUAGGAUGCUCAUCACCGAUGAGGUGAAACAAAGGAUGUGGGAUAAACCGAAAAAGGUUCAGAGUGAAGUUGCAGAUAUGUGUUUAAAAGGUAUGAAUUUCCGCUUCAAGGGUAUUCACUCGAUGACAAAGGCCGAAGAAACUGAUGUGAAGCUGUGGUUGAGCUCAUUUCUUGACCUUCUUGGUGUUAAGGCAAAUUAGGCCAUGGUCACUACGGGAUACCAACGCCGAGCAGCUGAAAGGUGAACUAGUCAGCAUCGAUGUUCGUCAACAUCCCAAAAGAGGAAAUAGAUGCAUGUAAGUAAUAACACGAACAUCGUUCUACUUCUAAUCUCUAAUAACUUCCUAAAUCACUCACUGCUUCCUUUGGCUUACCGUCGGGCAAAAAAAUUUGUU